AUGGGCUCAUAUUACAACAUUGAUGCUAUCUUGACAGAUGCUCAAAAAGUGCCUUGCACAUUCGAACUCUCAGUUCCCAACAUGGGAUACCUGCAGGGCAACCCAGGAGAAGAUAUAAAACAAGGCUCCAAAGUAGAACUACCACUCUGGCUAGCUGAAAUGCUGGCUGUGAGCAACCCGUCGGGAAACUCAUCACUAGCAACACUUGACCUGCCUCAAUCACUGUCCCACCGCGUAAUGAACGCCCUCAAAGCAGAUCCAAAGACAGUAGAUCUACGAGCCCAAGCACAACACUUCUACAACAUCGGUGCUCGCAUGCUAGAGUUAUUCGAGGAAGAAGAAAUGGUCGAUGUCUUGACUGACGUACGUUUCCAUUCAUGUUUAUCCACGACUGAUCACAUUCUAAUCGCUCAUGCCCAAAACAGNACAUUCAAACAACGUGCAGCCGAAAUCUCAGAUCAAGCGCUAAAUUCACGAAGUGCAUUGGGUGAAGGUGCAGACUUUGCCAGNGGGUUGGACGACACAGAACGACAAUUGUUCCGCGCCGCCCAUGACAGUACCGCUGCGGUCAAAAAGUGGUUCGAGACAUCGCAAAAAUCUUGA
Messenger RNA from Aureobasidium vineae, 603 nucleotides. The record is from the annotation of a GenBank genome assembly. Lineage: Eukaryota; Fungi; Ascomycota; Dothideomycetes; Dothideales; Saccotheciaceae.